UUGGCCUACGUACUGAUACGAGUAACUUGACGUUAUAUAUUAUUAAAAACAAACUUGAAUAUUAUAGAAAAAAAAAUGCUUCCUAGAGCAGAACAUUAUUAAAUUUCAAACAUGUUUAAGUGGCACACUAUUUUAACUGUUUCAAUACUGGUGUUCCAGGUGAAAAGUGGUUAUUCUUUGAGUCCCCAAUUGGAGCAAUGCAAGGAAAAGUUUAAAGAGCAAGCGAAGCAAAUUGAUUUUAGCCAUUUGCCUUCCUGCUUUGACUCAAGCAAGUUAGCAGAGGCAAAGGAUCACGUGAAGAUAUUCGAGAAGUUAUUCAACGAAAUUCCACCUGAAUGUAAACACCCUAGUAGAGAUAACAUUAAAAGCUGUUUUUCGAAAAGUAUUCAGCUUCUUAAGGAUAAUUCUGAAGAUGUCCAGGCCAGUAUAGUGGGAAGCUUUAAUGCUUUAUAUAAAGGGUCCAAGGAAUGUAUUGAUAUGACUGUCAGUCAGUUUACUAAUUUGGACGAGUAUAUCGCCAAUGGGUGCCAGGAUCCACAAUAGUUUAUUAAAGGGAAUAAAUGUAAUUUUUUUGUGCAAUAAAUCAAGUUAAAAGGGAA
Molecule: messenger RNA, 599 nt
Organism: Anthonomus grandis grandis
Lineage: Eukaryota; Metazoa; Arthropoda; Insecta; Coleoptera; Curculionidae
Exons: 3
Coding region: 112-543 (143 amino acids)
Source: RefSeq, a predicted model, not a curated record